Messenger RNA from Dentiscutata erythropus, 231 nucleotides. The record is from the annotation of a GenBank genome assembly. Lineage: Eukaryota; Fungi; Glomeromycota; Glomeromycetes; Diversisporales; Gigasporaceae.
AUGAGCAUCCUUCGGAAUGCUUUACUAAAAGAAUUUAAAGAUGAAAAUGAUUCUACAGACAAACCAACAGAUUUUAAUAGUUUAAUAAAUGAUCGUAUUAAUAUAUUUGAUGAUGAGAAAAUAUUGGAUGAGGAUGAAGAUGCAGAAAAAUUUGAGUCUCCAGCUAUUACAACUGAUCUGGUCAAAAGCAUUAAAAAAAUAAUAUUAAAGUUAUUUGAAAAAUAUUAUAAG